This is a messenger RNA of Toxotes jaculatrix (banded archerfish), 1435 nucleotides long. RefSeq names its product galectin-3-binding protein A-like. Gene Ontology annotation, cellular component: membrane. The record is from RefSeq and is a predicted model, not a curated record. Lineage: Eukaryota; Metazoa; Chordata; Actinopteri; Toxotidae. The coding region runs from base 275 to 1243 and encodes 322 amino acids. The transcript has 6 exons.
CCACAAAUGUCAAACUUAAGAACUUUAAUGUUUUGUUUCACUUUCAUGGUGGUUAAAUUGAUUUGAAUAAAAAUCAGAUUUUGUCCUCAAACAAGUUUUAACAGGACCAAAGAUGGUUGUGCAAGCAGCAGUAAAGCUACACCCUCCACCUACAUGUUUUUUUUUUUUUUUUGUGGGCAGGGGUUUAAAGGGAUUGAGAUUCGGAGUUCAAAUGAUAGAGCAUAUUUGAGGACAACAGCACUUUAUAAAAAGUGUCCUUCAGUGCUGAUUGGAAAUGCUGACACAUCGAGGUGUUUGCAUUCAGUGGCUGCUCCUGCUUCUUCAUGUCUCAGGAAGUGCGGCCAGGUUUAACUUGUUCAAAACAAACUCUGAUCCGCAGGAAGGUGAUGUGAGGCUGUUUGGCACUAAGAGCACUUCAGAGGGCCGCGUGGAGGUCUACCACAGUGGGAAAUGGGGAACAGUGUGUGACGACGGCUGGGACAUGUCUGAGGCUCAGGUGGUGUGUCGUCAGCUCCACUUCCCCAGAGCAAAAUCUGUUGUCCUCGGGAAGAACUAUGGAGAAGCCUCUGGACCUAUUUGGCUGGAUGACAUCAACUGCAAAGGCACAGAGACGCAUCUAUUUACUUGUAAUUUCAAAGACUGGGGAGUAACUGACUGCAGCCACAAAGAGGAUGUUGGAGUUAUUUGUGAAACAGGCUCUAAUAUGACCAUCAUCGAUUCUACACACGGGCUGGACCACAGUUUCAGUCUGUCUGAUGACCUCGGCCAGUUGUUUGACCGUGGAAGUGCUUGUGACUUCCUAAUCUUUGUCAAGAGUGCCACUGGCAAUAGACAGGAGGAUGGGACUCCGGAGAUGGGGGGAAAAACCAUCUGUGCUCACAAAAUGAUCCUCUCGCAGUUUCCGCUCUUUGAGGCUUCAGAGGGGAUUUCUAACAUCACUAUCGAGAUCGACCAGUCCUGCCAGCCAUAUUUCACCUCCUUCAUCAGAAAGCAAAACCGAGGGGUGAGCUGUACGAGUCUCCCCAUGGCAAGGCUGGUUCCCCAAAGCAGCAACUUUCAGCAAAGCAACAUCAUGUUUCAUAACCGGCUCCUUCUGGUGUGCCAAGACAGUUACAUCUUUCAAGUUCAGGACUUCAAGGUCAACCAGGCACGUGUCGCUACUAAUGGGACCCAGGUUUUUGCCUAUCCCUGUCCUGAAGACAAUUACAUCUUCCACUUUGUAGUGAGACCGCAUCAUGUCUGAGUUUGAUUAUUUCUCACUCCUGUUUGUCAUAUUAUUAUGCAACAAAUUGCAGUCAAAAUGUGACUUUUUUUCAUGAGUCUUUGUUGGUUGGUUAGGCACAAACGUAUCACCUGACAAUGAUUUCAUUCAUGCCAUAUCAAUCAUAUCCUUACCUACUUUUUAAAAUGAGAAAUAAAAAAAGUGAUUCCUAUA